Messenger RNA from Caenorhabditis briggsae, 3753 nucleotides. The record is from RefSeq and is a predicted model, not a curated record. The transcript has 4 exons. Gene Ontology annotation, cellular component: nucleus; cytoplasm. Bases 1 to 3753 code for a protein of 1250 amino acids. NCBI's taxonomy places the organism in Eukaryota, Metazoa, Nematoda, Chromadorea, Rhabditida, Rhabditidae. Gene Ontology annotation, molecular function: mRNA binding.
AUGGACAACGGACAUAUUGGUAAGAAAGUUUCUCAAAUUUGGGCGUUCUCUCAGCAAACAUCUUUUUCAGAAGAAACUAACAUUGUUGAAAUCGAUCCAGCCACUGGCGGAGCUACUUUGAGCUUCAGCUAUGCAUCGGAUUUCCCAACCCUCCCGGAAACAGCUCCAGCCGCCGCUCCAACCGCCAAACAAACCAACGUCUGGUCUCGCCCAGCACUCUCCAAGACUGACGUGAUCAUCACUUUCCACUUGGCCUCUGAUGAGCGUUCCAACAAGGUGAAGAGCUUCGGAAACACCUCGGAGGAAUCAAAGAAAGCCCAAUUGAUCGCUAGCGCUACCAAGACCAGAAUCGAGCUUAGCGAAUCAAAAGACGGAGAGCUCACCGUCGUCGUUAAGGGAGAACGCGCCAAGGUUGAGGAUGCUCGCGCUCGCAUCAUUCGCGAUCUCCAAACCCAGGCAUCUCGCGAUGUCGACAUUCCAAAAGAGCAUCACGGACGUCUCAUCGGGAAGGAAGGAGCCCUUCUCCGCAACUUGGAAGCUGAGACCAACUGCCGAAUCCAGAUCCCAAAACGCGAUGAUCCAAGCUCUAAGAUCACCAUCACUGGACCACGUGAAGGAAUUAUGCGUGCCGCCAAGCACAUCUUGGAUGUAUCGGAGCAUGAAUCCAAGCUCGCCACCGAGCACAUCGUCUGUCCAAAGAACCUGGUCCCAUUCGUUCGUGGACCACACAAUGAGAUCUACGAUCGUCUCACCGCUACAGGAGUCAAGGUGAACAUCCCACCACCAACCGCCACUAACGAGGUGAUUUCUGUCACCGGAGAGAAGGAAGGAGUCUUGCGCGCCGCUGCCGAAAUCCGCAAAAUCGUUGAGUCGAAGAAGAAUGUUACAAGCAUUCAAGUUCAAGUUGCUCGCACUCAACACAGAUAUAUCAUCGGACAAGCUCGCAGUGGAAUCCAUGAGAUUCUUGCCAAGACCGGAGUCGUCGUUGAGGUUCCAUCCGAGGAAUCUAAAUCCGAUCAAGUUACCCUUAUCGGAGAUGCCAACGAUUUGGCCAAGGCUCUGACCCUCGUCAUUGAGCGCGCAUCAUCUGUUGUCACUCAGUCCAUCGCAUGCCCUCAAUGGCUUCACAAACAUUUGAUUGGACCAAAGGGAGCCACUCUUGCCACCCUCGUUCCAAACCGCAAUAACGUCCAAAUCGAGUUCGACAACAGCAACCACAUCUUCCUCGAGGGAUCUCCAGAAGAAGUUAAGGCUGCUUUCGAGCCACUCAACAAGGAGGUCGCUCGUCUCCAGAUGGAGCUUGCUAUUGAGAAGGUUAAAGUUCACCCCAGCCUUCAUCGCCACGUCAUUGGACGCGGUGGAUCACUCAUCUCGAAGAUCAAGGAACAAGCGGGAGUUCAAAUCACCAUUCCAAGUGAGGAGACCAACUCCGACGAGAUCGUUGUUGAAGGAAAGAAGGACGGAGUCAAGAAAGCUGUUGCUGAGAUUCGUUCGAUUGUUACCAAGAUUGAGAAUGAGAAGUCUCGCGAUAUUAUCAUUCCACAAAGACUCCACAAGCUCAUCAUCGGAACCAAGGGAUCCGGAGUUCAAGUCAUCCGCGACUCUCAUCCAAAUGUGUCGAUUAUGUUCCCAGAUGCCAAAUCCAAAUCCGAUGUUGUCAACAUCCGUGGAGACAAAGCUGAAGUUGACGCUGUCUUCAAGAAGCUUACAGUUCUCUCCAAAGAAUUUGCCGAGAACAACUAUCAGCAGACUGUGGCUAUUUUCAAGGAGUUCUUGAAGCACAUCGUCGGAAAGGGAGGAGCCACCAUCCGCAAACUCCGUGACGAAACCGAGACCCGUAUUGACCUCCCAGAGAGUGGAUCCGAUGAUGGCAAAAUCACCGUCACCGGAAAGCAAGCCAAUGUUGAAAAGGCUGUUGCUCAACUCAACAAGAUCCAAGAAGAGCUCGCCAAUGUUGCCGAAGAGAGUAUUGACAUUCCACAGAAGGUUCAAAACCGCUUCUUCGGAAAUGGACGUCGUUUGAUCUCGGACAUCGAAGAGGAAUGCGGAGGAGUUCACAUCCGAUUCCCAUCAGAGAAGAGCGAGUCCACAAAGGUUACUAUCCGUGGACCAGCUGGAGACGUCACGAAGGCUGUUGGUCUCAUUUCUGCUCUCGCUAAGGAUAAGGAAGAGAACUAUGUCGAGGAUACCGUUAAGGCUAAGGCUGAGUUCCACCGUUUCUUGAUCGGAAAGGGAGGAUCUAAGAUCGCCAAGCUUCGUGACACCCUCAACGUGCGUAUCAUGUUCCCAAAUGAGGGAGAUGCUGAGAAGGAGACGAUCCACUUGCUCGGAAAGAAGGAUGACGUGCCAAAGGCUAAGGCCGCUCUUGAAGAGGCUAUCAAGCAUCUUUCCGAGACUGUUGACAUCAAGAUCACCGUCGAUCCAAAGUACUACAAGAACUUCUUGGCUCGUGGAGCUGCUUUGAUCAAGGAGAUUCAAGAUCAAAACGGAGGUGUUGUCAUCUCAUUCCCAAAGAAUGGAUCUGACAGCAAUGAAGUUUCGAUCCGUGGAUCCAAGCAAUGUGUGGAAGCCGCUAGAGCUCGCAUCGAAGAUACCGUUGAAGACUACGAAAAGCAGAUCACCGACACCGUUUCCAUCCCAGCUCAGUUCCACCGUGGACUUCUUGCUGGACGUGGAGCGAAGAUUCACGAACUCCAAUCGAAGUACAACGUUUCCGUCAGAUUCCCGAAUAACCGUGAUGAAGGAGCUGAAUCAUCCGAUGAAGUCAUCAUCUCCGGACGUGACACCAAGGUUGAGGAGGCUAAAGAAGCUCUUCUUGCUUUAGUCCCAAUCUCGAAGGUCAUUCAACUGCCAGUUGAUAUGCAUCGUUCGAUUAUUGGACGUGGAGGAGAGACUGUCCGCAAGCUCAUGCAAGACUACGACGUCAACAUUUCCAUUCCAAAGGACAACUCCAGCGAGGACAUCACUGUCACCGGACAAGUUGAUAAUGUCGAACAAGCCCUCGAAGCUCUCCGUGGAAAGCUUGCUGAGUACGAGGCUCAAGCAGAGGACCGUAAGCUCAAGCAAUGGUCGAUGACUAUCAAUGUUCCAACUGACUACCAUCAAAAGAUCAUCGGACAGCGUGGAGCCACCAUCACUGCUCUUAAGGAGAAGUAUGGUGUUAACAUCAAUGUCCCACGUGAGGAUGGUAACGAGGCUAUUACUAUCGUUGGAUACGAGGAGAAGGCCAAAGAAUGUGCUGCUGCUAUCGAAGAGAUGAUCUCGGAUCUCAGAUCCAUGUUCACUCAAGAGAUCACUUUGGACUCCAGAUAUCACCCACGUCUCAUUGGAACUCGAGGAAAGAACUUGAAGAAGGUCAUGGAUGAUUACCAUGUCGAGAUUCGUCUUCCACGUCAAGGAGCCGAAGAUCCAAACUUGGUUAUCGUCGCUGGAAAGGACGAGAACGACGUGUACGAUUGCAUCGAUCACUUGAGAUCUGAAGAGGAAACCUUCUUGCUUGACAACGUCGAGAGAGUAAGUUUUUAUGAUGAUUCCGAUCACAACUUAUUUCAAUCAUUUCAGACUCAAUACAUGUCUCCACGUCAACAGGAGUCUCAUAACGCUCGCCCACAAUCCGGGCCAGUCACUGUGCAAAUGAAGGGAGCCCCAUGGCAAUUGGACAUCGGAAGCUCGGAACAAUUCCCAGACAUGGGACCUUCGGCGACUACUACUGCUGCUGUCGGUGGAGCUUGGGGAUCGUCCCGUCGUUGGUAA